This is a messenger RNA of Anolis carolinensis (green anole), 2553 nucleotides long. RefSeq names its product galanin peptides. Gene Ontology annotation, cellular component: extracellular region; secretory granule. NCBI's taxonomy places the organism in Eukaryota, Metazoa, Chordata, Lepidosauria, Squamata, Anolidae. Gene Ontology annotation, molecular function: neuropeptide hormone activity; galanin receptor binding. The record is from RefSeq and is a predicted model, not a curated record. The coding region runs from base 1018 to 1413 and encodes 131 amino acids. The transcript has 6 exons. Gene Ontology annotation, biological process: neuropeptide signaling pathway.
UGAUAGCCAUGUAUAAAUAUGUGAAAGGAUGUCAUAAGGAAGAGGGAGCAGGCUUGUUUUCUACUGCCCUGGAAACUAGGACUCAAAGCAAUGGAUUCAAAUUGCAGGAGAGGAGAUUCCCGCUGAACAUUAGGAAGAACUUCCUGACUGUAAGAGCUGUUCCACAGUGGAACUCUCUGCCUCGGAAUGUGGUGAAAGCUGCUUCCUUGGAGGCUUUGAAACAGAGGCUGGAUGGCCAUCUGUCAGGACUGCUUUGAUUGUGCUUUUCCUGCAUGGCAGGGGGUUGGACUAGAUGGUCCCUGUGGUCUCUUCCAACUCUAUCAUUCUAUGAUUCUGUGAUUGAAUGUCCUUUAGAAGUCGUAAAUUUGUUUAAUCUGUUCUGGAAAGUUUGGACCAAAUUUCAUCUUCUCAUGGCAAGGUGAACGUGAUGAAAGUCAAGAACAUGAAAUGAAGCCAGCCUAAAUUUCAUUGCAGGUAAAUAAGGUGGAUGUUAUGCUGGGAAGCUGGAAACUUUUGUGAUUUCCGUAAGUACAUACAAGGAAAUGUGCUUGGAUGAUUUUCACAAGUAUGUGUUUGACCACUUAACAUAUAAAGUAGACUAAAGAUCUGGUACUUAGGAUGUGUAGUGAGCCUGGAAAAUGGGGAGCCAUUACUCAAACCUUUCCAUUUCGCCUACUUGGGGGUAAAAAACCCACAGUAAGUUAGCAUGGAAUACUGUUUACAGCGGCCUUCCUCCACUUCUACUUUAGCAGUCAAUUAGGGCUAAUUAUCCCUUACAAUUUUCCAGCCAUUUUCUGACAAAGGAUGAAAAUAAAUUACCCAUUAAAAGAGACCAUAAAGCAUCUUUCCCCACCCCAUCCCACUGGAUCUCAAGGGACCAUUACAGUCAAUUAAGCAGGCAUUCCUACCUGCUUUUGUCUGCGGAUGAUGACGCACCCAAACCUGUGUUUUCUCCCUCUAUAAAGCCUGGGUUCCCUGUUGUUUCAUUGAUCAAAAAGUCCAGCAACAGACUGCAAGAUGUGGAUCUCUCGGGCCGUGUUCUGCCUCUCUUUGAUCCUCUGUGGACUGCUUGGGGAAUGCUUUGGAAUUGCACUUGUGCCCAAGGACAAGCGUGGUUGGACCCUGAACAGUGCUGGCUACCUACUGGGACCCCCACUUCUUCCCUUCCAAUCUCCUGUUCCCAAAGCAGAUGCCCAACAGACUAUGUCUGACAAAGGAGGCCUGGCUGGUAAGCGAGAUACUGUAGAGGAACUGUAUCCUCGGGGAGAAGAGUCUUUUGGGCAUAGUGUGCACUCCAGAGAUAACAGCAACCUCCAAAGCCUGAUGGAUUUUCUUUCCUACCUGAACCUUCAAGACCAAAGAGCUGUUUCACGCCUGCGCCUGCCGCUGAUGGAUGAGCCAAUUCAACAGUAGUAGACUCUGACCUGUGCUCUUCACACUGCUUACUAGUGCCACAAUCCCCUAUUUCUCUUCCAAACUGUCUCUUUCUCUCUCUUUUCCAAACACUUUACCCUUGUUUGUUUCCAGAUAAUUGACACUGCUUAUCUGCCCUCCCCCCUGUUAUUAAUUCUUAUACCCCUUAAAUGGCAGGUGCAUUGCCUUCUGUAUUCUUGAGUUUGGAGAAAGGUGUGCUUCAGUUCGUAAAAAGAAGGGAUGUGUCUGUUUUGAGUGUGAACCCGUGACAAUAUUUGCAAAGGGUUGCACUUUUGCCAUAACUUGCCUUUCCAUGAGUAGCUGUAGCUUAGGAGAAGAAAGCAAUGAGAAAGACUUAAGUGUUGACGUUUCCAUUUGAAUGGAUCUGGUUAUGGGUAUUAUCUUCAGUUAGUCUCUGGAAAAUAGUGGCCAGAUUACACAAUACAGUAUGGCCCAUUUCUCUACAGGAUCAUGAUUUCAUUUAUUUGUGUCCACCAAAAUACAUCAUCUUGAGGCCUUUCCUAGGACAGGCAUGGGCAAACUUCAGCUCUCCAGGUAUUUUGGACUUCAACUUCCACAAUUCCUAACAACCUGUUAGGAAUUAUGGGAACUGAAGUCCAAAACACCUGGAGGGCUGAAGUUUGCCCAUGCCUGUCCUAGGACCUCCAGUACAACUGUGUGGUAUACUUCUGCCGGAGGUUGGCUCAAUGAGUUUUGUUAUUACCCAGUUUUGCUUAUCUAUGGGAGGUUCUGGGACAUAUCCCUCAUAGAUAUGAGGGUUGUGUUGGCUCAGCUAGAUGGACAAAUCAUCUGACCUGGUAUAACACCUAUACCCCUAAUGCUUGCACUUGCUUGACUAACCUAGUAGCCUUAGAGAAGUUACUUAUUUGGACAGAAAUUCCUUACAUUUCUCUUGCUACCUCUAGAGCUAAUAUUUAAAAAGGUAAUUUUCUCAGAUAUGGAAAAAACAGGCAGAGAGCUAAACACUGCCCUGCUGAAACGUUCUCCUUAUCUCUUGCUCAAGAUUUUCACUUAAAUAAACUAAUUUGCCUCUUGCUUAUGGGAGGACUUGUACUUGGGGCUGCGCUUGUGCCUCAGAGAAGCCCUGUAGACUGACUAAAUAAACUUUUCUCUUCUAAA